UAACUAAAAAGCUGUGCUGUACAAUGGGAAGGCACACUACAAAAAAAGUGGAAUUUAGAAGCUACUGCUCUGCGCAAAAGAUUGAUGAUUUGAAUUCAUGGCUACUCAAAGGAAUAACCCAAACUCUUCUAAAUCCAUGGCUGAUCAAAGGAAUAAUCCAAACAACUCUAAAUCUAUGAACAAGAAUAGAGAACCAUUUGCCGACAUCUCUAAUUUCAAUCUUAUACCCACUACCACUCUCCGCAAGCUUUGCUCCUUUUCCUCUGCUUCUACUUCAAAACCCCAAAAUGUUAUUCGAAAACCCCCAAUUUCUGAUUCCAAUUCUUCAAAACACAAGGAGGCAAACUUUGAAACCAGCAUCGCUUCUUCCAAUUUCAACUCUGUUCAAAACCCUAAUCCCCUUCUGCCUGGGAAUUCGUCCACCACACCUACUGGCAGGGGUAAUGAAGCUGUGCUGUACAAUCGAAGGCACACUACAAAAAAGUCCAAUUUAGAAGCUACUGCUCUGCCCUUCACUUCCAGUCAUGAAAGCAAAAAAGACAAAAGGAAGGAUGUUGAUGCGCCUUGCCUUUCCCUUCCUCCUCCUCCAGUUAUGAAGGAUAAAGGGAAAGCAAUUGUUGACCCUUUGAGUAGCUUGUCUCCUGUAACUAAGGAAGAUAAGGGGAAAGGAGUAGCUGUUCUAUCUAGCCCAGUUUCAGGAAAUAAAGCUGUAGUUAACAAUCGAAGCCAGACUGCAAAGAGGUCUAAUUUAGAAGCUACUGCUCUGCCCUUCACUUCCAGUCAUGAAAACAAAAAGGACAAAAGGAAGGAGAUUGAUGAGCCUUUCCUUUCCCUGCCUCCCAUGAGUAUGAAGGAUAAAGGGAAUGCAAUUGCUGAGCCUUCCAGUAGCUUAUCUCCUGAGACUAUGCAAGAUAAAGGGAAUAGAGCAGUUGUUCUGUCUACCCCAGUUUCAGGAAAUAAGAAGAAGAAAGGUAUUCAUGAGCCUUUCAUGUCUUCAUCUCCUCAGAAGGUAAAAGCCAAAGCUCAGGCAAUUUCUCAUGAGCACUUCCCUUCAGAUGAAAAAGCUGCUGAAGAAACAUUUGGUAUUUCUUCUGGAAGUUGCUCAUCUUUAAAGAAAACAAGGGGGAAAGGGAUGGUAGAUGCUUCAGUUUUUAGUUGCCCCACCUUGCCAAAGAAGAGAACGAAUAGGACUGGAUUCAGUGGAGUUGGCGAUAUUAAACCAGCUGGAUCAUGGACGGAUCCUACUGGAAAGCGUAAGAAGAGGAGGUGCACAAAGCAGAAACCUGCUGUUGAAGAGUCCUUGCCACAAGAUUUUGUCAACUAUUGGCGACAGCAUUUUAAAGAGAUUGAUGAGUUUGAAUUGCCAGAAGAGGAAGCAUCAUAUAGUGAUUUGGACUAGAAAGGAGAAAAAUAGUGCUUGGCAGGAAGCAAAUCUAGUCUGACCAAUUGACGCUCUCUGUAUAGUAAUGUCCAUAUACUUUAUAAAUAUAGUGCUUGGCAGGUAGUCUGACCAAUUGACCCAAUCUGUAUAGUAAUGUCCAUAUACUUCAUAGACGUGCUGAUGUAGCUGACUAAUAUAGUUAUCAAUGACAACUCCUUAUAGUUCUUGCAACUGUUAUGUGCAUUUGUUGUCUGAAGAAGGGGUAAAAAGGUCUUUUCUACAUAACAAUUAUCACUUUCAUGACACACGAACUCACAUUUGGGAAGUCAUAAAAUUGGUUCAUUUCUUGAUCAAACUAGACGUAGUUGUAGGAGGUGUCAUAUCUUUGAUCAAGAAACGAACCAAUUUCAUGGCUUUCCAAAUGUGAGUUCGUGUGUCGUGAAAGUGAUAAUUGUUAUGUGGAAAAGACCUUUUUACCCCUUCUUCAGACAACAAAUGCAUCUUUACUCUUUUUUGUCAUGAGAAUCAUAUAACCUUUGCUCGGGAAUUCAUUUGUCACAA
This is a messenger RNA of Solanum dulcamara, 1942 nucleotides long. RefSeq lists its product as uncharacterized. Lineage: Eukaryota; Viridiplantae; Streptophyta; Magnoliopsida; Solanales; Solanaceae. The coding region runs from base 98 to 1399 and encodes 433 amino acids. The transcript is spliced from 4 exons. The record is from RefSeq and is a predicted model, not a curated record.